This is a messenger RNA of Colius striatus (speckled mousebird), 2436 nucleotides long. RefSeq names its product mutS homolog 4 (gene MSH4). Gene Ontology annotation, cellular component: nucleus. The transcript has 16 exons. Gene Ontology annotation, biological process: reciprocal meiotic recombination; mismatch repair. Lineage: Eukaryota; Metazoa; Chordata; Aves; Coliiformes; Coliidae. Bases 1 to 2436 code for a protein of 811 amino acids. The record is from RefSeq and is a predicted model, not a curated record. Gene Ontology annotation, molecular function: ATP binding; ATP-dependent DNA damage sensor activity; mismatched DNA binding.
AUGGCCGGCGCGUGUAGCCGGGCGCCCGCCUCCGCCGCCUCCGAGUCCUACACGGGCCGCGACUCCUCCACGUCGGGGCCGAGCGGGCGAGGGGAGCGGACGGCCCGCUACACGUUGGGGCUGCUGCAGACGCCGCGCAGCACGACGGACAGUACCGGCUGCAGCUCCAGCGGCGGGCCGGGGCCCGGCAGCUCCAGCGGCGAAGGCCUCGCUCCCAGCCGCUCGGCCAGCGGCAGCAUGGGGAAGCCGCCCGUUUCUGGACCAGGAGAAUCGUAUUUUGGAGAUAAAAGUUCUUGUGUAGAAAAUGCUAGUGUGUGGAAUCUCACAAGUUCCUCUUCUGUGCGAGGCCUGAAUAACACAUGGAUCGGAAAAACACCCCUCUCCUCUAGCAGAUCUGCUUGCAGAAGCCAUACACCUCUGAUGGGAUAUUCAGUUACGUCCUCAUCUGCAGUCUCUGCCAAUUCUGUUGCAUCAGUUAUUGUAGCUGUAGUAGAAGGAAGAGGCCUUGCCAGAGGUGAAGUAGGAAUGGCUAGUAUUGACUUAAAAAGUCCUGAGAUGAUAUUAUCACAAUUUGCAGACAAUACAACUUAUGCCAAGGUUAUUACUAAACUCAAGAUUUUAACACCACUAGAAAUAAUAAUGUCAAACACUGCUUGUGAUGCAGGGAACACAACAAAAUUGUUUAGUCUGAUAACAGAACAUUUCAAGAAUGUGACUUUUACAACUGUCCAAAGAAAAUACUUCAAUGAAACAAAGGGUCUGGAAUACAUAGAACAAUUGUGUGCAUCUGAGUUCAGCACCAUUGUCAUGGAAGUUCAAUCAAAGUAUUACUGUCUGGCAGCUGCUGCAGCUUUGCUAAAAUAUGUUGAAUUUAUUCAGAAUUCAGUUUAUGCUCCUAAGUCUCUCAAGGUGCAUUUCCAGGGGAGUGAGAAAACAGCUAUGAUAGAUUCAUCAUCGGCACAAAAUCUUGAACUAGUAGUUAACAACAGAGAUUCUCGGAACGGUCACACACUUUUUGGUGUCCUAAACUACACUAAAACUCCAGGUGGAAGUCGAAGACUUAGAUCCAAUAUCCUGGAGCCACUAGUUGAUGCUGAAACAAUUAAGACGAGACUGGACUGUGUUCAGGAAUUACUCCAGGAUGAGGAGCUCUUUUUUGGUCUUCAAGCAGGUAUGAUAACACAACUGGCAGAAAAGUACAACCUACCAAUGAAAACAAGUUUCAGCUCUGCUCGUGGAUUUUUUAUCCAGAUGACUGUUGAUUGUUCAGCGUUACCGAAUGGCCAGCUUCCUUCAGAAUUUACAAAAGUCACUAAAAUGAAAAACACAUACAGCUUCACUUCAGCUGAUUUAAUAAAAAUGAAUGAAAGAUGUCAGGAGUCCCUGAGAGAAAUAUAUCACAUGACCUACUUAAUAGUGUGUAAACUCCUGAAUGAAAUCUAUCAACACAUACAUUGCCUAUACAAGCUGUCUGACAUUGUGUCAAUGCUGGAUAUGCUGCUUUCAUUUGCCCAUGCCUGCACUCUUUCUGAUUAUGUUCGUCCAGAAUUUACGGAUACUUUAGCGAUCAAGCAGGGAUGGCAUCCAAUUCUUGAAAAGAUAGCUGUGGAAAAACCAGUGUCUAACAACACGUAUCUGACAGAAGGUAGCAAUUUCAUCAUUAUUACAGGACCAAAUAUGAGUGGGAAAUCAACAUACCUAAAGCAGAUUGCUCUCUGUCAGAUUAUGGCACAGAUUGGUUCUUAUGUCCCAGCAGAGUACUGUUCUUUUCGAAUUGCUGAGCAAAUUUUUACCAGAAUAGGUAUGGAUGAUGACUUGGAAACCAAUGCAUCGACAUUCAUGAUGGAAAUGAAAGAGAUAACAUACAUCAUACAAAAUGCUAAUGACAAAUCGCUCAUCAUAAUUGAUGAACUUGGAAGAGGUACCAGUGCUGAAGAAGGUAUUGGCCUUUGUUAUGCUGCCUGUGAAUAUCUGUUGAAUUUAAAGGCAUUUACAUUGUUUGCUACACAUUUCCUGGAACUGUGUCAUAUAGAUGCUGUAUAUCCCAAUGUGGAAAAUUACCACUUUGAAGUGCAACAUGUCAGAAGCAGUGCUGGAAACAGGGAGAAAAUUACUUACACUUACACACUCUCUAAAGGAUAUACAGAGGAAAAGAACUACGGAUUGAAAGCUGCAGAAGCUUCCUCCCUACCAUCAUCCCUAAUCCUGGAUGCGAAGCAAAUCACAAGCCACAUUGCAAAACAAAUGUUGCACAGGCAGAAGAGCACUCCUGCCAUGAUGAGGGAGAGAGCUAUGUACCAUUUAGCAAUGAGAUUGGUCCAGACUGCCAGAAAUUCUCGGUUGGAUCCAGACAGUUUGCGUAUAUAUUUGAAAGGCUUAAAGAAGAAAUACGAAGCCAGUUGUCCUGCACCCGGGCAGAGUGAUGAGCAACAGUAA